Messenger RNA from Pecten maximus, 2169 nucleotides. Its product is annotated as CD63 antigen-like. Lineage: Eukaryota; Metazoa; Mollusca; Bivalvia; Pectinida; Pectinidae. The record is from RefSeq and is a predicted model, not a curated record. The coding region runs from base 124 to 963 and encodes 279 amino acids. Gene Ontology annotation, cellular component: membrane. The transcript has 7 exons.
AUAUAUGAGUUUGUUUUCUUAGAACAGAUAAAGAGACCAGCGAACAAUGUACUAGCUGGAUCUGACAGAGUUUGUCCUGACCUCCACUGACCUCUAAAACUGAGUACUGACAGAACUGUCGUGAUGGGGGCGUGUAGCGGAUGUGGUCAAAUCAUUCUUGUCAUCAUCAACUUGAUAUUCUCGUUGGUGGGUAUACUACUUCUGACAGUCGGCUCUAUCGUAAAAUGGGGUGGAAACAUAAUGGACGAUGUUCUAAGCGACUGGUACAGCAACUUCCGGAAGGCACUGGAGGAAGCAGGGGUAGAUAACUCCAGUAUAGAGAACUUUAACAUUGAAGAGUUUAUGCAAGAAGCCGCCAUAGCCUUCAUAGUGAUUGGAAUAUUCUUCUUCCUUCUGGGAAUCAUAGGCUGUAUAGGGGCGUGCUGCAAGGUCCGCUCACUGCUGAUAUGUUACUCGGUGAUCAUCGUGCUGGUGAUUAUUGUGGAGUUAACAUUCGUCAUACUGCUGUUUGCCAUCCGGGACGAUAUAGAUAAAUGGCUAAAGAAACCGUUAGAGGAAGCAAUAAAGGACGAAUACACAGGCACCAAUGGUACAGAUGCUGUCACCCUCGGGCUCAACUUCAUCAUGUCAGAGUUUGAAUGCUGUGGAGUUGAAAACUACACCGAAUUUACUACCACGGCGACUAAAUGGCAGAAAAUUUUACCAAAUCAGAUGAUCCCUCUCAUUUGUUGCCGGAACGCUACUAGAGACAACUUUGAUUGUCUAACCAGUCCCAACAAGGACAACUCUUACUCCGACAAGGGGUGUUAUAGUGCGAUAGAGGACUGGGUAGAUGACAAUGCUAACAUCCUCAUAGGGUCCGGAGCCGGAGUGGCUGCGGUGGAGAUUCUGUUGGUACUGUUCGCCUGUAUUGUCUGCGCAAAGAAUAAAUCUUCCCAGAGACGUGGGUAUGAGGCGUACUGAAGAACAACAAGGGCGCUCCUACAAUCCUCUAAGGAUGAGACCAGUGGAGAAAUCUUUAAAAUGUGUUUUAUGCAUAACUAUUUGGUCAGAAGCAUUUCAUCGUUGGCUUCUUGAGUUACGGCCCUCAAUAAUUGAAUACUUGGCGCUGAUACAGUUUUCUCUGGAUGGAGUAUGAUAACAUUAAUCCACUCAAAUGUGACCAUUUUAACAAAUAUCUUGAUUGUGUCUUGUACAUAAAUAUUCGAUCAAAGGAUUUCACCAGAGACUCCUGGAACUGCAAUUCUUCCUCAUUAUUUCAUUCGAAACGGAAGCGUGAGAUCAUGACGUAUUAAACAGUGAAUAACAGGAAGUAUGAGAUCAUGACGUAGUACACAAUAAUCAGUAGUUUAUAUCUAUUGGUGGAUAUGUCGAUUUCCAUUAGAUCAUCUCGCCAUGUCGUGAAAUCCCAAUGAACCAGUUUUCGGAUGUUAUGUGAUUAAUACCAUAUAUCUUAGUAUAAGUUGUGAUAAAGUGUAUGUACAUGUAUUUUAGUUGAUAUAAAAAUCAUGUUGAAGCAAAGUCCUUUUAUCAUAAUCGUUUAUAACUUAAUAUUGCUUAGUUAAUGAGAUCAUCGGAUACCCACGGCUAAUUACAAUACACUACGUGACACGUAUCAUCCCCGUUUCAAUUUUUUUUUAAAUGACGUCACUCUAUGAUAGAAACCUGUUAACAUAGUUUAGCGUUUUAAACGAGUACCACAUAGUAUGGCACUGAUCUUGUGAUGUCCUGUUUGCGUAGUAUGUAAUUUGUUGACAUAGCGGUGUUCUCAUUGGCUGAAAUCCCUUGUAACCGACUUUGAUGGGAAGACAUCUUUGUCAGACAAACGGGUAUCAAUGAUAAUCUGAUGAAUAGGUUUACCCGUUAAUUUUGAAUUUCUGAACUACAUUUUCGAGAUCACUCGUCGCAAAUGCUGAUAUGCAGCUUCUAUAAAGCAUUAUGUUAUCUUCAAUCUGACUGGCUGAAAUUCCGAAAGGAAAAUGUGACGGAGCCAAUCAAAAAGUCGUUAUUGAAAAGAUUUUUCUUCACCGAGUAGACCCACGGGAUAUAUGGUUGGUUAGUGUAGCGCUAUCAAAAGUGGGUAUCCGACUAUGAGAUCAUGAAUAUCACAUAUUGCUUCUUGAAUAUUGAUCAUAAUACAUUGUCGUUUAUAAUAAAAUCAACUUCACA